This is a messenger RNA of Coffea eugenioides, 1570 nucleotides long. RefSeq names its product peroxisome biogenesis protein 16. Gene Ontology annotation, biological process: peroxisome organization. Lineage: Eukaryota; Viridiplantae; Streptophyta; Magnoliopsida; Gentianales; Rubiaceae. The record is from RefSeq and is a predicted model, not a curated record. Gene Ontology annotation, cellular component: peroxisomal membrane. The coding region runs from base 257 to 1357 and encodes 366 amino acids. The transcript is spliced from 8 exons.
UCUCUAGGAAUCUCCUGUAAUUUCAUUGUCGUGUUCCUGCAUUCAAGACACUACCUUGUAAAAUGAACCCCAAGAAAUCAAAAUUGCCGGAAGGGUUUUAUUAAUUGGGAUAUUUUGGCAUCUGGGCUCGACUCAAAACUCAAAGCUUUCGAAGAUUUAGCCUUGGUUAAGUUGCUGGCAUCACCAAGAUUAAGUUUUGGCUUUUGACUUUGAGAGAAAAAGAUAGUUUUGAAUAUUUGGUUUUAUUCUUCAUCCAAUGGAGGCAUACAAGAGAUGGGUUCGGAGAAAUAAAGAUUAUGUACACUCUAUGGAGUCGCUAGCAAACGGGUUGACAUGGCUUCUUCCGGAACGGUUUUCAGACUCAGAAAUUGGGCCAGAAGCAGUAACAUCAUUUUUUGGCAUAAUCACUGCUAUAAAUGAACACAUCAUUGAGACAACUCCAACCCAAAGAGUCACUGGCCAGGCUGAGACUUCUUCCUUCCCUUACUCGUUGUGCAUAACUUUGCUUAAGGACUUGGAAACAUUGGUUGAAGUGGCAGCUCAACAAUUUUAUGGUGAUGACAGAAAAUGGAAUUUUAUUGCUGCCACAGAAGCUAUCAAGGUAUUAGUUAGGCUAGCUAUGAUUAAGAACAGCGGAUAUAAAAUGCUUUUGCGUGGUGGGGAGACUGUAUAUGUUGAGAAGGGAUUAGAUGCGGUUAACUACUCGAAACAGAGACAUGGAGAAUUGGUUGAUCCCAGAAGCCAUAAUUUGAAAAAUCAUUUUCAGCAGACCCCAUGGAAUCUUGAAGGAAAGGCACUGUCAGCCUUGUCUAGGUUUGGUGAAAAUGCCAGAAUGGUCUCUGAGAGAACUUGGUUGAGUAGGGUCCAACACCAGCAAGCAAUUAUGGAGCCUCCAACACUGAUGGUUGAGAAACCCAGUCUAUCCGCUUUCUUGUCUGAGAAGGGUGUUCCUGGGGGCUUGUUUGUGAUGGGUGAGGUGAUGUUCGUUAUAAGACCCCUGCUGUAUGUCCUAUUAAUAAGAAAAUAUGGGACUCGGUCUUGGUUUCCUUGGGUUAUGUCAUUGGGAGUUGACCUCAUCGGGAACGGUAUCCUUUCAGCUGUUGCAGUGUCACGGAACAGCAGGAAAGGCCCUCUAUUCUAUCUUUCCAACGACGAAAGGGAUGAGCUAAAGAGGAGGAAGCUUUUGUGGGCACUUUACCUUAUGAGAGAUCCUUUCUUUACCAAGUACACACGGAAAAGACUUGACCAUACCCGAAAGCUAUUAGAACCUGUUCCUGUUUUUGGGUUCUUUGCAGAAAAACUCAUUGAACUUCUUGUUGGAGCUCAGACACGCUACACCUACAUGUCAGGUUCAUGAAAUGGAAGCUACUACUACUUAUUCUGCACAUUUUUUUGGUGUAUUAUUCCCCGCGCUAGAGGUAGGCAACACGCUCGUUUCUUUUUCAGCAGCACCAGCACGUAUAAUUCUAGUGCAACUUGUACCAAAUGAUGUGACCCAUGGUUUAGUAAACAUGCAUAUAUUUUGUAAUCCACCUUUCAGUAUUCACCUAAAAGACAAAUUUGGAAUGAA